Molecule: messenger RNA, 4941 nt
Organism: Brassica napus (rape)
Lineage: Eukaryota; Viridiplantae; Streptophyta; Magnoliopsida; Brassicales; Brassicaceae
Product: glutathione S-transferase T3-like
Exons: 3
Coding region: 3587-4654 (355 amino acids)
Source: RefSeq, a predicted model, not a curated record
CGCAUUAGCGGUUUAAGAGAGGUUCGUGGGCUCGAAAUCUUAGGCCCGUUGGUUUAAAAAAAAAAGAAAAAUUCGAUAAGUUUGAUGAAACGGGCCUUGCGCAUGAACCCGUAAGGGGCGGAUGUUGCCACGCGGCGUACGCUGGUUGGUCAAGCGUUCCGCGUUGACGAGGAGGAAAGUCGGGCCACGUCUUGUUUCUUCUCAUUUUCCACUUUCUCUGAAAAACUAGGGUUUCACCGUGAGAGGCGACUUAUCGUGCGACGACGAUUCCCGGCGUUUUUCUCGACGUAAUCGACGACGUCCUCUUCUCUCCACCAGCGUAGGUGAGUUCCUUGUAGGUUUAUAGCUUUAUUGGGUCGAUUUUGGGGUGGGAAGCAAUUAUUCGAUUUUGUAAAUUUUUUGGGGGUUUCGAGUUAGGGAUCUAAAUCGUCAUAUGGGUUUCGAUCAAGGGUUGUAGAUCGUGAUUGUUUUUUGUUUUUGGGUUAUUUUUGCAGAGAUUUGAAAUCCAAUUACGGUUUCGUUUUAUGGGUGAGUGAUGGGUUUAUAAAUUGAGUGAUUGGUUUCGUUUUAUGGGUUAAAUGGAGUGAUAGGUUUAUGGUUGCAGAUCGUGAUAGUGGUUUACGAGUAAUUAUUUAACAAAAUAUUGAUUUAUUUGACAGAUGGAUCCGGAAGAAGAUAGAAGUCAUUCAAAGAAGCAACAUGAACACAUCAACAUGUUAAGUUUCGUGGCGGAUUCUGAGUACGGUAUUCCUAAAAGGUGUCCGUGUGGUGGGAGACUCAUAAACGAGGUGCGCGGGGAGGAGGACUACGACACUCUUCCUGGGAAGCGGUUCUUCACCUGCAGAAACUACGAGGCUGAUGGGCUCCAUUAUCGUCAGCCUUGGGUGAUAGGUGUGCAGGAGGAGCUCGAGAGGCUAACUAAACGGGUGGAAGAGGCUGAGGAGGUGAUGCUGGGGGUGUCCACUCUUAGUAAACGGUUUGAGAGACUUGAGGAACAGGUUAAUUCACUCAAUGAGGCUGUCUAUGACCUCACUGUGCAGGUCCAUUCCCUCGAGAAGGUCUGCUUCGAUUGACAAUGAAAGGUUAGAGUCAGCUAAACUAUAUCUAGGGUAAUUGUUAUCUGUGGAUUGAAGUAGACGUAGGAGUAGAAGUAGAACAAAAGUAUAACUAUUUGUAGAACUAGAAGUAGACAUAAACUAAACUAGUACGAGAACUAGAAGUACAAGUAGAUAUUAAUUGUUGGUUGGUUGGUUGCUGUGAUUAAUGUUGAAUUGUACUUAGGUUGGUAGAGAUAGUUUAAUUUUCUCUCUUUUGAAACGGAAAAUACCCUGUAUUUUCGCCUGAUUUGAUGUCUAUUGACUGCUCAUUACUAUGUAGUAGUUCUGUAAUGAAUUUUGGUUGGUAUUGUUAGUUAAAUUUUAUCUCUUUCCACACGUAAAAACUUGUUUAAAAACAUAGUAACUCCACCCUAAAAAUUUACAGAUACAUCUUAACACAAAACCAAAACAAAAACCGGUAACCCUCAAACCAAAACCAGAACACAAAACCCUCAAACAUGGAACCUUUUUCCCUUCACGGUCCCGGGUUUGUUAACCUAUUAGCUUCGCAGAGCAGUAGUCCAAUAGACGUUGACUCUGCUGAGGCUGCAGUUAACUCACCCGGGUUAGUUAAACCACCGGAAAGGAGAAAGUGGACAACCAAAGAAGACCUUGUACUGAUCAGUGCUUGGUUAAACACCAGCAAAGAUCCGAUAGUUAGUAAUGAACAGAAGUUAGGGACUUUUUGGAAGAGAAUUGAGGCGUAUUUCAAUUCUAGUCCUCAGCUCAUUGGCUCCCUUCCUCGAGAGUGGGGUCAAUGUAAGCAGAGGUGGGGAAGGGUGAAUGCAGAGGUCUGCAGGUUUGUGGGUUCCCAUGAAACGGCUCUGAAGGAGCAAUCGAGUGGGCAAAGUGAAAAUGAUGUCAUGAAGACUGCGCAUGACAUCUAUUUCAAUGACUACCAUCUCAAGUUUGCGCUUGAACAUUGCUGGAGGGAACUCCGGUUUGAUCAGAAGUGGAGGUCACACUCUCAGCCGAAGGAGAAAAGGAAGGAAGGUGGUGCGGAGGCGGUGCGUGAGGAGGAAGAGGUUAGGCCUCCUGGUGUUAAGGCUAGCAAAGCUGCUAAAUGCAAGAAGCCAAAUGAAGCAGCUUAUGAUCAUAUACAUACCAUCCUAGCUGAGAAAAAUACCAUUUCCAGACAAAAGAUCCUUGAUCGUUUGCUAGCCAAAAACAUAGACACACUUUCUGAUAAUGAAGUGGCUCUCAAGAAUAAACUCAUCUCUGAAAUGCUUUGAUGUCUAUUGUGUGUAUUUUCUUGCUUUGCUUGAGUAGUUGAUGUGUAUUUCCUUGCUUUGCUUUACUGAUUAUGUUAGCUUUUCUUCUGCAGGUCACGGGUUGGAGGUGACAGUGUUGCAGGUCACGGGUUGGAAGUUUAGGUUGUUGCAGGUCACGGGUUAUGUUUCUUUCUACACUGCAGGUCAAUCAUGUACUAUGUCUAUGUAUUUUGCUAUUGUUGUAACUCUGAACUUGGUUCACGGAUGUACUGAACUUGAUUCACGGAUGUACUAUGUUGUAACUCUAUGUCUCUCUAUUUAAAUGAUGUCUCUACUCUCUGCUUUUUAAUCAAAGUGAUCUUCUAUUUCUUCUCUUGCUAUUGUUUCUCUUCUGUGUGUUGCUCUUGUUUGUCUUGUUUAUUUCAAAGUGAUCUUCUAUUUCUUCUCUUGCUCACGGAUGUACAACAUACAACAAACUACAACAACUAAAUUCAAACAACAAAAACCUACAACAAACUACAACGUAAAGGCCAAUGACCUGGCUUGUGGCAAUGGAAGCAAUCACCAGUUCGCAUGGCUAACCAAGGAGUGAAGUCCGUGACCAACAAACACACAUACAAGAGCAACUACCUUCAACAACAAACAAGAGCAACUACCUUCAAGAUUGGUAAGAAAAUAUGGUUGUAGAAUAAAAUAUGGAUGAAGAAAAAAUUGGAUUCUUUAAAAAAAAUGGUUUAUGAAAAUUAGAAAGAAUUUUAGUUAAAAUAUAAUAUGAUUGAAGUUAAAAAUUGGAUGCUUAAAAAAAUAUGGUUGUAGAAAAUUAUAAAGAUUUUUAGUUAAAAUAUAAUAUGAUUGAAGUACAAAAAUAGGAUUCUUAAAAAAAAAAUGGUUUAUGAAAAUUAGAAAGAAUUUUAGUUAAAAUAAAAUAGGAUUGAAGUUAAAAAUUGGAUUCUUAAAAAAAAUGGUUUAUGAUAAUUAGAAAGAUUUUUAGUUAAAAUAAAAUAGGAUUCUUAAAAUAAAAUAUUAAAUUACAAAUCCCCUUUUGUCAUGUUAGGAAGAAAACAUCAACAAUGUCAUCCUCAUCAAGUGAUGAAGUUGAUGAAGCUAUAGAAGAAAUGGUCGACGAAGUAGUUGAUAAUUACAUCGACUCAAUAGUUGAGGUCCAAGGUAAGAAGCCAAAAAGACGUGCUUAUAUCGACAGAGAUCGGGAACAAGGAACAAGGACACAAUCAACUAUGGAACGAUUAUUUCAAAGAAAAUCCUACAUACCCACCGGAAAUGUUUAGGAGGCGUUUUCGAAUGAACAAGCCAUUGUUCCUUCGCAUUGUCGAACGUAUAAGUAAUGAAGUUCCAUACUUUCAGCAAAGACGAAAUGCUCACGGGAGGAACGGGCUAUCUGCACUUCAAAAGUGUACGGCAGCUAUACGUAUGCUGGCAUAUGGUCAAUCGGGAGAUACAUAUGACGAAUAUCUCCGACUCGGUGACAGUACAUCACGUUUGUGUUUGGCAAAUUUCACGGAUGCAAUAAUAGAAUUGUUUGGAAAUGAGUAUCUACGAAAACCUACAGCCGAGGAUCUUCAACGCUUACUCGAUGUUGGAGAGGUACGGGGGUUUCCGGGGAUGAUAGGCAGCAUCGACUGCAUGCAUUGGGAGUGGAAAAACUGCCCAACGGCUUGGAAAGGUCAGUUCACACGUGGUUCAGGAAAGCCGACAAUUGUCUUAGAAGCCGUGGCAUCACAAGAUCUUUGGAUAUGGCACGCAUUUUUCGGCUUACCAGGUACCCUCAACGAUAUCAAUGUUCUUGAUCGGUCCCCUGUUUUUGAUGACAUCUUACAUGGUCGAGCACCAAAAGUUAAGUUCAAGGUCAACAACCACACUUAUCGUAUGGCCUACUAUCUUACUGACGGAAUUUAUCCAAACUGGUCAACAUUUAUCCAAUCCAUCCCACUUCCUCAAGGUCCUAAAGCCGAGAAAUUUGCAGAAAAGCAAGAAUCCGCCAGAAAAGAUGUCGAACGGGCUUUUGGAGUAUUGCAAUCGAGGUUUGCAAUUGUUAAAAACCCAGCUCUCCAAUGGGACAAGGAGAAGAUAGGAAAGAUCAUGAGAACUUGUGUCAUAUUGCACAAUAUGAUAGUAGAGAACGAACGACACGGAUACGCUCAAAUUGAUACUUCUGAGUUCGAGUCCGGAGAAUCAAGCAGAACUUCGAGGGUGACAAGGAGAGAAAGCAUUCAUGUCGGUGAUAUGUUAGGCAUGCGCAGAGAAGUUCGAGAUCCAGAGAAGCAUGCUCGUUUGAAAGCUGAUUUGAUGGAAAAUAUAUGGCAAAAGUUCGGUGAUGAAGAUGAAUAAAUAAGUUAUGUAUGUUAGAAAAAUUUCUCUUUUAUGUAAUGUACUUUUAAUGUAUUGAAUAAAAUGUUUUCAUAAUUUUAAUAAUAUGUUUUAAUAUUUUAUUCAUCUUUUCUGAAUAUUUUAAAUUUUUUUUAAAAAAAUUAAUAUUAUUAUUUUAUUCCUAUGAACUCCUUCAUCGGGUUCACUAAUGCAGAAAACAGCAUAUCCAAGUUCAUAACUGUUCAUGGGCCCACGAAAAAAUAAUAAAAAAUGUUGGUGAACCCCAAAGAGGGGUUCACCAAUGCUCA